ACGACAUCGUUUCAAGUACAUACUCAAAUCAUCUCGACCCAGUUUACUUCUUCCUUUGAGAAAAAUUGGAAGCUUUGGUGGUUCGAUGGAGGCUAGCAAAAAGGGCUACGCGUGGGCAGUCUCAGCCGGGCUCUGCGCCGCUUCCGCCGCCGUUUCGGCGAAGCUCAUCACUAAUCAGAUUGUAAAGUACUGUUUCGUGGUAUUAUUCAACGUGACGAUGUGGGGGUGCUUUGUGCAAAGCUUAAAAAAUCUGUCAUCUCUGCAAGCUACAGCGACGAACUUUGCUACCAACUUCCUUACUUCUGGUCUGGCUGGAUACUUUUUGUUUCAAGAACCCUUAUCUGAGAAGUGGUUUGCAGGUGCCCUGCUCAUUGUCAUUGGCGCUCUCGUGCUUAGUAAGUCAAGUAUCGAGAAGAAUGUUCAUACGGAUUAAUGUUUCUGCAUUCCACUUCGUGUUCUCGCAUUUGGUUGAGAGGGUUAGGUUUCGUGAUGGAGAGGCCUCAAUCUUGUUCUACACGGAUGGACAGGGUUAGGUUUCGUGAUGGAGAGGAGAGAGGGGUGAAGGGGACUACCGAUGAAGAUACUUUGGACGACAGUAGAGACAAUGGUGAAGAGGAUCUGUCUGAACAGCCCAGCGCCUUUGAAG
This is a messenger RNA of Pyrus x bretschneideri (Chinese white pear), 646 nucleotides long. RefSeq lists its product as uncharacterized. The record is from RefSeq and is a predicted model, not a curated record. Lineage: Eukaryota; Viridiplantae; Streptophyta; Magnoliopsida; Rosales; Rosaceae. Gene Ontology annotation, cellular component: membrane. Bases 86 to 433 code for a protein of 115 amino acids. The transcript has 3 exons.